This is a messenger RNA of Zasmidium cellare ATCC 36951, 1086 nucleotides long. RefSeq lists its product as uncharacterized. Lineage: Eukaryota; Fungi; Ascomycota; Dothideomycetes; Mycosphaerellales; Mycosphaerellaceae. Bases 1 to 1086 code for a protein of 361 amino acids. The transcript is spliced from 3 exons. The record is from RefSeq and is a predicted model, not a curated record.
AUGGCCCCCAAAGUCUUCGUCGUCGGCGGCACCGGCGCCCAAGGCAUCCCCGUUAUCCAAGGCCUCGUUUCCGACGGCGCCUACACAACCCGCGUCCUCACCCGGGACCUCAACUCCUCCCGCGCACGAAGCCUCCUCGAUCUCGGCAACGUCGAGCUCGUCCAAGGCACCUUCGCUAAUGAGGACGACCUCCGCAAGGGCUUCCGCGGAUGCGAGUACGCGUUCGUGAACAUCGAUGGCUUCAACUCCGGCGAGAAGACGGAGAUGUUCUGGGCGAUGAGGGCGUAUGAGUUGGCGAUUGAGGAGGGGGUGAGGUUUUUUGUGUAUGGGAAUUUGGAUUAUGGAUAUAAGAAGGGUGGGUACGAUCCUAAGUUCCGCACGGGGCAUUAUGAUGGGAAAGGUAGGAUUGCGGAGUGGAUCUUGCAGCAGACGAAGGAUAAUGGCAAGAAGAUGGGUGCUGCUAUCUUCACGACGGGGCCGUAUAUCCAGAUGACGCUGGGUAAAUCGACGCCGAUGAGCCCGGUUGUUGAGGAUGGUGUCGUGGUUUGGAGAGUACCUCUGGGCCAGGGCGCCGUGCCGCACGUCUCCCUCGAAGACUGCGCCCACUACGUCCGCUGGCUCUUCGACCACCAAUCCGAAGCCAACGGCAUGGACCUCGAAGUCGCCAUCGAACACGUCGACUACCACGAGCUCGCCAAAGCCUUCACCGCCGUAACCGGCAAACCCGCCAAGUACGUCGACACCGACCUCGACUCGUACUGGAAGACCGGCCCCUUAUCCGCUGGAGCCUCCCGACCUGCUGGGUACAACGCCGAUGUGAAUGAUCUCGCGACGCUGAGCAUGCGGGAGAAUUUCACGGGGUUCUGGAAUCUGUGGAAGUUCUCGGGUGGGAACCAGGGGGUUGUUAGGCGGGAUUAUGCGUUGUUGGAUAGGAUCCAUCCGAAGCGGAUUAAGUCUGCGGAGGAGUGGUUUCGGCUGGAGGAUGAGCGUGGACGGAAGGCUGGGCUUGGAGGCUUGUAUGAGCGUGCGGCGGAUCUGAAGCCGGUGUUGAAGAUCGCGGAGGAUGGGAGGAAGGGGAAGAUUUGA